AUGUCAAAGUACACAUUGAUAACCUUAUUUCUCCAGUCAAUGAUCAUUGCAUUAGAUUGCUGAAUGAAAAUCAUGUGAAUGAACUGGUUGAGUCAUUUACGAAAAACUUCAAGCCUUAUACUACAUUGGUUGGACUUGUAAAUGAGGAUUUUACAACUGAUGACCUUGCAACACCAGGAAAAAAACAUAUAGAGGUUCUUGGUGGAAACCACACAAGAGCGGCAUUACAGAAAAUUUUAAAUUCUGGUGAAUGCACUCUUAAAGAACAAUAUGAGUUUGUUUAUAUGGAUAUAUACCAAAACUUGACAAAAGAUCAGGCUCUGUUUCUUGCAUACAAACAUAAUGAGCUCCAUGAACACUCUCAGGAGUUGAGCUUUGCAGAGAAAGUCUGUUUUUUUCAUAGACUGUUUCUAAAUUGUCAGAGGAAUUAUGCUGGACAACCCCAUAAAACUAUAUCAACUAAAUGGAGAUCCGACAUUGCAGCAAUUAUGAACAAAUCUAAAACAGAUCUCAAAAACUCUUAUAAAGUCCAUCUUAACUUAGCAGCCAGCGAAAAUGACAUUUGGGAACUCAUUAAAGAUGUCUUCAACGCUUUUGAAAAUGGUUGCAUUAAAGGCCAAAAAAGAGCUGAGCAGUGUUCUCAGUAUUGUUUUUGGCAUUUUUCUAAAGUCAAAAACAAUGAAUUGAAAAUCUCCUUGCUUACCAGAUUUAAAAAUGGAGAAAUGAUGCCGGAGGAAUUUCGAAGUGCUUGUCAGAGAUGUGAAAGAGAGAAUGAUCAGAGCAAACCAAGUAAACAUGAACCCCUCACUAACCGAAGGCAAAUGCUACCUAAGAAAAGAAAAGCUGCUGAUGUCGUGACAGAAAACCAGGACGAAUGCACACAGUCAAAGAAAAAAAGUGAGAAGGAAACUGGAGUUCAGACAGAAAAUGAAAAUUUACUCUAUGAGAAAGAAGAGGAAAUAAAAAGACUUCAACAGCAAAUAACACUAUUGUCAGAAAAGCUGAAACAUGCUGAACAGUCUGUUGAACAACAGAAAAAUUUUCUAAAAGAAAAGGAUAGCAAGAUUAUUGCCCUGAAGAAGAGUUUACUCGCUAUAUUAACUAAAGCUGAGGAGCAAAAAGUAACAGAGGCCAAUUUGAAUAAGACGGUAACUGAAUUGCAAGAAAAAUUAAAAGAUGAAAUCCAAAAUAAACUGCAUGCUGAGGAUGCAGCUGCACGUGCCAGACAGAAUCUUCAAUUGACAUCUAGUGGUCAUCAAAAAUGUUUAGAGAAAAAUAAGGGUGCUAUUUUUGAAGAACGCCCCCAAGAAUGCUCAACUAGUGAAAAAAAGAUAAACAAAGGUACCAAGGACAACCAAGAUUCAGAAGUAGUUCUUGUUGAGUACACAAAAGGGAAAAUCUAUUAUGCAUUAAGGAAUAGAACCAUCCUGACAUACUGCCACAAACAUGUCGGAGUAAUUCAAGAUGAUCAAUUUUUGCAUCGGCCACAAAAGCUAUCCUUCAAAAUAAAUGAGAAGGACCAACAAACUUUUGAAGAAGAGUUUAUAAUUUUAUCAAUGAAGGGAGAUGUUGAAGAAAAAAUGAUCAAAAUUGACAAGCUUUCAGCAUCUAUUGAUGAGCAAUUGAUGGCAGUAAACAACUACAUCAAGGAAAAAUAA
Messenger RNA from Saccostrea echinata, 1658 nucleotides. RefSeq names its product early endosome antigen 1-like. The transcript has 9 exons. NCBI's taxonomy places the organism in Eukaryota, Metazoa, Mollusca, Bivalvia, Ostreida, Ostreidae. The record is from RefSeq and is a predicted model, not a curated record. The coding region runs from base 285 to 1658 and encodes 457 amino acids.